Theobroma umbraticum is the source of this 1470-nucleotide messenger RNA. Its product is annotated as galactinol--sucrose galactosyltransferase-like. NCBI's taxonomy places the organism in Eukaryota, Viridiplantae, Streptophyta, Magnoliopsida, Malvales, Malvaceae. Gene Ontology annotation, molecular function: galactinol-sucrose galactosyltransferase activity. The record is from RefSeq and is a predicted model, not a curated record.
AUGGGGCUUGUUUAUGAUGGGCAAUUAUCCACGUCAAUAACUUUGGAAGGAUCAAACUUCCUUGCUAAUGGUGAACCCAUUCUCUCUGAAGUCCCUGCUAACAUUGUAGCCACCCCAUCACAGUUUUGUUCCGCAGACAAGGCCAAGAGCAUCGUAGGUUGCUUUGUUGGGUUCGAUGUCGAGGAGCCAAAGAGCCGACACGUGGUGCCCAUAGGCAAGUUGAAUGGCAUAAGGCUCAUGAGCCAUUUCAGGUUCAAAGUCUGGUGGAGCACCCACUGGGUUGGAAGUAGUGGGAAAGACGUGGAGAAUGAUACUCAGAUGAUGAUGUUGGACAAAAAUGAGUCCGGGCGUCCUUAUGUUCUGCUGCUUCCACUCUUGGAAGGGCCGUUCAGGGCUUCUCUCCAGCCUGGAGUUGGUGAUCAUAACGUGGAUAUCUGCGUGGAGAGUGGGUCCACGCAGGUUUGUGGUUCCAACUUCAGGACUUGUCUGUACAUGCAUGUCGGUGAUGAUCCCUAUAGUCUCGUCAAGGAGGCCAUGAAGGUAGCCAGGGUCCAUCUGGGGACCUUCAGGCUUCUUGACGAAAAAACCCUGCCACGUAUAGUAGAUAAAUUCGGUUGGUGCACUUGGGAUGCAUUUUACCUUAAAGUACACCCUAAAGGUGUAUGGGAAGGGGUCAAGGGCCUCGUGGAGGGUGGGUGCCCUCCAGGGAUGGUCCUUAUUGAUGAUGGAUGGCAGUCCAUUUGCCAUGACGGUGACCCCAUCAGUGAUCAAGAAGGCAUAAAUCGAACUUCUGCUGGUGAACAAAUACCCUGUAGGCUCAUAAAAUUUGAAGAGAACUACAAAUUUAGGGAGUAUGAAAGCAUUAAAUCACCUAGUAAGAAGGGCAUAGGUGCCUUCAUUAAGGACAUAAAGGAAGAGUUUAAGACCAUAGAGCAUGGCUUGCAGAUGACAAUGGAGGAUUUAGCUGUAGACAAGAUUGUUAGUAAUGGUGUAGGAUUGGUCCCACCGGAACUGGUUCACAAGAUGUACGAAGGACUUCACUCUCAUCUUGAAUCCCUGGCGAUUGAUGGCGUCAAGGUUGAUGUGAUUCAUCUGCUUGAGAUGCUUGCAGAGGAGUUUGGCGGACGCGUGGAUCUCGCCAAAGCUUAUUACAAGGCUCUAACAGCUUCUGUUAAGAGACAUUUCAAAGGAAAGGCUGUUAUUGCUAGCAUGCAGCACUGCAAUGACUUCCUUUUCCUAGGAACGGAGACCAUAUCCCUCGGUCGUGUGAUGAUUUCUGGUGCACUGACCCCUCAGGCGACCCGAACGGGACAUAUUGGCUUCAGGGCUGCCACAUGGUGCAUUGUGCCUACAACAGCUUGUGGAUGGGCAACUUCAUACAACCAGAUUGGGACAUGUUCCAAUGAACUCACUAAUGUGCUGAAUUCCAUGCCGCAUCACGAGCUACGUCUGGUGGACCUAUUUAUGUAA